AAAUUGCUAAAACAAAUGAAGGAUAGAGCCAUAGUGUAUGACCAAAAUCGGGUGAGUAAAUUGGCAAAUCAGUAAGAACAACUUCAUUUUGGCUGCGGAGGAAUCUUCCUAGAAAUUCACCAGCGCCAAGUAUAGUACAUGAAGCAAUCCAUUGUAUUUGAAACAACCAUCACUAUCGAUUCUUCUCAAACUUACUUCCCUGCCCGUGAACUUCUCCACCAUCGACUAAUCUCAUCGCCUUUUUCGUUUCAAUCGCAGUACCCUUGCUUCUCUACUUGUAUCUUCUUCAAGAACUAGUUCGGUUCGUUCUCCAAAUUGCGCCCUGAUUUACAGCUCUAGUUCUUGUAAAGUGAUGGGAGGGAAAAGUUCUAAGCAGGGAAGUUCAAGAUACAUUUCGUCUAUUAGGUCUAGCUCACAGCAGUGGAGUCAUUUCGGUUAUCCGGAGUCGGCAUACGCUCAACCAAGAACCACGCCCCAGUAUCAAUUUGCUCCUCCGACUCCGGGGUAUGGAGGAACUCAGGCCCCAGGGGCAAGAAAGAGGGUGGAGAGGAAAUAUUCAAGGAUAGAUGAUCACUAUAAUAGUUUAGAUCAGGUUACUGCAGCAUUGGCUAGUGCUGGCCUGGAGUCUUCAAAUCUUAUUGUUGGUAUAGAUUUCACCAAGAGCAAUGAGUGGACAGGUGCAAGAUCAUUUAACCGUAGAAGUUUGCAUCACAUUGGAGAUGAGCCAAAUCCCUAUGAACAAGCAAUAGCAAUUAUUGGGCAAACAUUAUCGUCAUUCGAUGAGGAUAAUAUGAUCCCUUGCUUCGGUUUUGGAGAUGCAUCAACUCAUGACCAAGAGGUUUUCAGUUUUUAUCCAGACGAGCGAUUCUGUAAUGGAUUUGAAGAAGUGUUGAGCAGAUAUAGGGAACUCAUGCCUCAUCUUCGACUAGCAGGGCCAACAUCAUUUGCCCCUAUUAUCGAAAUGGCUAUCACAAUCGUAGAGCAAAGUGGCGGCCAGUACCAUGUAUUGGUAAUAAUAGCUGAUGGUCAGGUUACAAGAAGUGUUGAUACUGAGCGUGGACAGUUUAGCUCACAGGAAAAGAAAACCAUUGAGGCAAUUGUGAAAGCUAGUGAAUACCCCCUGUCGAUUAUACUAGUUGGAGUAGGAGAUGGACCUUGGGACAUGAUGAGGGAAUUUGAUGACAAUAUCCCAGCUCGAGCCUUCGAUAACUUCCAAUUUGUGAAUUUCACAGAUAUAAUGUUGAAGAAUAUGGAUCGAUCAAGAAAGGAAGCGGAAUUCGCUCUUUCAGCACUCAUGGAAAUACCCUCUCAGUAUAAAGCAACAAUAGAGCUUGAUAUUUUGGGUGCCAGUAGAGGGAAGGCAAUCGACCGGGUUCCUCUUCCGCCUCCUCGUUACGGUCCUAGCACCCUAAAGACCUCAAACACGAGCAGUUCUUGCGCAACACCACCCUCAAAUGUUGGAGUUGCUCCUGUCCAAUCUGCGCCUCCUCUAAGUUCAGUUUCUGAUGACCAUGCUUGUCCCAUUUGCAUCACCAAUGCAAAGGAUAUGGCUUUUGGCUGUGGACAUCAGACAUGCUGUGAAUGUGGACAGGAUCUUGAGUCGUGCCCCAUAUGCCGCAGCUUUAUCCAAACUAGGAUAAAGCUUUAUUAGCAAAAACUCCCUGCUGAAUUCUCAUGUCCAACAUCAACUCCAGCUUCUUGCUCGAGUACAAGCGGUCGUUGACGUGGUGAGUACGAUAUCAUUUGUAAAUAUCAUUAGUUUUUUCCUCGACGUUCCAUAAAAUGUCUUGAAAUGAUGUUUGUUAAGCCUCAUGGAAGCAACAGGCGCCUCAAAUUCUUUAUGAAAACUAGUUCUUGCAUUAGUUUGAAUGUAAUUACAAUAUCUUUAGUGGGCAGUGAGACUCGACUUCUCAUUACAUUAU
Messenger RNA from Cucurbita maxima (winter squash), 1922 nucleotides. RefSeq names its product E3 ubiquitin-protein ligase RGLG2-like. The coding region runs from base 353 to 1651 and encodes 432 amino acids. The record is from RefSeq and is a predicted model, not a curated record. The transcript has 12 exons. Lineage: Eukaryota; Viridiplantae; Streptophyta; Magnoliopsida; Cucurbitales; Cucurbitaceae.